Messenger RNA from Daktulosphaira vitifoliae (grape phylloxera), 1964 nucleotides. RefSeq names its product RUN domain-containing protein 1. NCBI's taxonomy places the organism in Eukaryota, Metazoa, Arthropoda, Insecta, Hemiptera, Phylloxeridae. The transcript is spliced from 13 exons. The coding region runs from base 233 to 1852 and encodes 539 amino acids. The record is from RefSeq and is a predicted model, not a curated record.
ACCAACUUUAAUUGCACAUAUUGUUUGAACGUUAGUUAAUUUAGUUGGACUAAUUUUGAAUGAAUAGUAAACGCUAUGAUAAGUUAAUUAGGCCAACCGUUUCAUUUUUUUCAAGCCAUCUAAACUCACUAACCGUCUAAAAAUCUAAAAUUUUAGUCGUUGGUUUAUAUUUAUAGAGCCAUAACUAUACUGGUUCGAGAAUUUUAGUUAAUUUUUAACGUAACGUAUCAAUAUGGAAUUAGACGUUGAAGAAAACAACUACAGUCACCAAGACGCCGAUAACGAACACGACAUGGGCCUAUACUCAUUUUGCGAGAAUAGCCAUAAGGAUUGGGAUGAGAACGAUCGUGUUGGUUAUUUAGAAGAGCAAUACGAUAUUCUUCAUUCUUCUGUUAUAGCUCUUACUUCGCAUUUUUCUCAAGUGCAGCUAAGAAUUCAUCAAAUCAUCGAAGCACCUGAUGAAGAAAAAAAAGAUCUAUUGAAAAAUUUAGAAGAGUUUGCUUUUAAAGGCAUUCCUAAUAUUUAUACGAAUUGUUCAUUAAAUCAUCUACUUACGAAUAAUGACGACCAACUGGUGGAAAAGAAACACCAAGUGCAAAUUGAAGUUAUUAAUGAAAUGAAAAAACAAUUAGAAGAUUUAGAAUAUCACAUUUAUAAUAACAGAAACGAAUUUGACUUGCCAGAGAACUUUGUGGAUAUUUUUCGUGAAAGGCAAAAUAAUAUUAUCAACCAAGUCGAAAAAAAUCUAAAUGUCAAUAUAAAGGAUCCGAAUAACAUUUCAGUCGGUGAAUUAAAAGAAGAAGUUGACAAUGCCAUUCAAAAAUUAGUAAACCCAAUGAAAGCAACUGAACAUCUCGUGAAUCAAUUGAAAACCCAAAUAGCAGACUUGGAGCGAUUUAUUGAUUACGUGCAAACCGGAAAAAUCAAAUUAAAAACAUCUAGCGGGAUGAAUGACAAAAUAACAACAAUUAAUGAGAAAGAAAGAAAAUCGAGGAAAAAUGAGAUACCCCAAAAUACAAUUGGAGCUGUUAACCGACUGUCAGCUAUUCUACAGAUGUUUAUUGGCACCCAAAUAUCUUGUAAUCAACGAAAUUUUAAGAGGAACUCCCUAAAAAAAUCUCUAAAGAUUAAUCAUUGGGGAGAUCACAGGGCUAACUUGGAGCUGGUUAUAGCAGAUUUGCUCGAAAUUUUGAAUGUUCCUGAAACUCACAAUGAUAGUGACUACAUGUCUGAUUCAGAAGGCGCAUUAGCUGCAAUGGAGUGUAAUGGAAAAAUAGCUUCGAUUGUCCGAAAAAGAUUAGCACCAUCCAUACAAAACUUAAUGCAACAUGGUCUUAUUAUGAUCGGGCAGAGUACCAGUGUAGUACCUUUUGUAGACUGUCUACAUCCAAGAGUAAACAAUUCAAAAUCGAAUUUGCACGCUUGGGAAUUAGUUCUUAAGUACUACGAGAUAAAAAAUGGCGACCAUUUUAACUCUACACCUGCUCGAAAACUGUCGCAGAGUUUUAAUUUGGAUAUUGAAGGAUGCAAAUCAUCAGUUUCCCACAAACAAUGUCUCUUAUCAAUUAUAGGCAAUAUUAUUUCAUCACAUUCUCGGUACAAACGAAGCUAUGAUUCUUGUUUCAAAGCAUUAGUGUGCGCAGGAUUAAAUGCAAAAAUGUUAGUCAAUUGGUUAAGAUUUAUAUUUAAAUGUCAACCCCUAGUUGAACUUUACUAUCAGCCAUGGAGCUAUGUAGCUCAAACAGGAUUUGAAGACGCUUUGCAUUCGCUGGAAAAAUUGAACCAAUACAAUUUUGAAUUACCUGUAGAUUUAGCCAUUCGUCAAUUACAAAAUAUUAAAGAUGCUUUUUAAAAUUGUAAAUAUGUACAAAAUUUUCCACUUGUUAUUUGAAUUAAAAUGUUAAUAGUGAAAAUAUAUAUUUUAAAUAGUCCGAGAAUUUUUAAUAAAAAAAUGAUAAAAUCUA